CUGCCGGGGACCCAUGAGGCCGGCAGGUGGCCAGACUGGGCCACAGGGCAGGGGCAGGUGUGUGACCAGAGCCUGUCUUUGCAAUAGCCCCCGACUUGUAAUCUGUGCACCGGAGCCGCCGUCGAGGAGCCAAGAGGGGCCGUGGUGGCCCCCAGGUGGCCCCGAGCCAGCCUGGAGCUGUGACGCCCUGGGGGGAAGGGAGGAAGGAGGAGAAACAAAGGCGAGAGCGCCUGGCGCCGCCCACCAUGUGUCAGUCAGAGGCUCGCCGAGGACCGGAGCUCCGCGCGGCGAAAUGGUGAGAUGCUGCCAGCCGCGCCCUAACCCCGCGGUGCCCCGCGUGGACCUCCGGAAGGUCAGAGUGCACGUCCAGAGGCCCCGAGGUGGAGCUGGCGGCCGGGGCUCUGGGGACCAGCCCCCGCGGCUGGAGGGGCCCGGCCCCGGGGGCCUGAGCCGGAGAGCCCGUUUCAGGUUGCACUUCCCCCAGCUGGCCCUGAGGCGGAGGCUGGGACAGUUGAGCUGCAUGUCCAGACCUGCCCUGAAACUUCGCUCCUGGCCCCUCACCGUACUCUACUACCUCCUGCCCUUGGGUGCCCUCCGACCGCUCAGCCGGGUGGGAUGGAGGCCCGUGAGCCGGGUGGCCCUGUACAAGUCCGUGCCAACCCGCUUGCUGUCACGAGCCUGGGGUCGCCUCAACCAGGUGGAACUGCCGUACUGGUUGCGCCGGCCUGUCUAUAGCCUGUACAUCUGGACCUUCGGGGUGAACAUGAAGGAGGCGGCCGUGGAGGACCUGCACCACUACCGCAACCUCAGCGAGUUCUUCCGGCGCAAGCUGAAGCCACAAGCCCGGCCUGUGUGUGGGCUGCACAGCGUGAUCAGCCCUUCGGAUGGCAAGAUCCUCAACUUUGGGCAAGUGAAAAACAGUGAAGUGGAGCAGGUGAAGGGGGUCACCUACUCCCUGGAGUCAUUCCUGGGCCCGCGCACCCCGGCCGAGGACCUGCCCUUUCCACCAGCUGCCUCCUGCGACUCCUUCAGGAACCAGCUGGUCACCCGUGAAGGGAACGAGCUGUACCACUGUGUCAUCUACCUGGCCCCUGGGGACUACCACUGCUUCCAUUCCCCCACCGACUGGACUGUGUCCCACCGUCGCCACUUCCCAGGCUCCCUGAUGUCCGUGAACCCCGGCAUGGCCCGUUGGAUCAAGGAGCUCUUCUGUCACAAUGAGCGGGUGGUGCUGACAGGGGACUGGAAGCACGGCUUCUUCUCGCUCACAGCCGUGGGGGCCACCAACGUGGGUUCUAUCCGCAUCUACUUUGACCAGGACUUACACACGAACAGCCCACGGUACAGCAAGGGAUCCUACAAUGACUUCAGUUUCGUGAACCGUGCCAACAAGACGGGCAUCCCCAUGCGCAAGGGCGAGCACCUGGGAGAGUUCAACCUGGGCUCCACCAUCGUGCUCAUCUUUGAGGCCCCCAAGGACUUCGACUUCAAGCUGCAGGCGGGACAGAAAAUCCGGUUUGGGGAGGCACUGGGCUCCCUCUAGAGCUUCUUUCCUGUUUGCAGCACAUGGGGCUUUCCCAAAGAAACAGGAAAGGGCUUCUGGGGGGGACCCUAGUGGCUGUCUGGGGUCUUCAGGUCUUACCAGGCAGGACCUGAGUCACUUUGUCCUGCUGCCCUGGGGGGACAGACAAGGGGGUCUUGACCCCUCUUGGCAGAUCAGUGUCCCUUCCUGCCCCC
Molecule: messenger RNA, 1737 nt
Organism: Suncus etruscus (white-toothed pygmy shrew)
Lineage: Eukaryota; Metazoa; Chordata; Mammalia; Eulipotyphla; Soricidae
Gene: PISD
Product: phosphatidylserine decarboxylase
Exons: 7
Coding region: 14-1543 (509 amino acids)
Biological process (GO): phosphatidylethanolamine biosynthetic process
Cellular component (GO): mitochondrion
Molecular function (GO): phosphatidylserine decarboxylase activity
Source: RefSeq, a predicted model, not a curated record